UAACUUUCUGCCUACGUCAUAGCCGGUUUACAUAUUAAUUAGUAAAAAGUUAUAUAUUUAAUAAUUUAUUUUCAUGAUUUUUAAAACUUUGUUCUGAUUACAAAAAAUAAAUUUUGAAUCAUCAUAUUAAAAAAUUGAAUUAAAAGGAACGUUCCGUCGAGUUUUUUAUAUUUAUUUGUGGAAGAAUACAUUCAUCCUUUCAGUGACACGGUCGCCAUUCUACAUACGUGACCAUUGAACUCCGUCAUAAAAGUAUUCAUUUUAUAAAUUUAAAACUUAAAUUAUUAUUUUAAAAUGUCAGGAAGAGAUAGAAUGGGUCGAAGAGGUGGUGGUGAUAGAGGAGGUUUUGGUGGAAGGCGUGGUGGUGCAGGUAGAGGUGGUUUUGCAGGUGGGCGAGGUGGCAUAGCUAAAGGGAAAACGCCAGGAGACAGGCUGCGAAGGCCACGUUGGGAUACUUCAAAGUUGUUACCUUUUGAAAAAGAUUUUUAUAAUGAACAUCCUAAUGUGCAAAGAAGGUCUCAUCAAGAAGCAGAAAAUUUCCGUCAACAUUAUGAAAUCACAAUUCGAGGCCCUAAUGUUCCAAAGCCUGUGGCAAAUUUUGAGGAAGGUUCUUUCCCAGAGUAUGUAAUGGAAGCUGUGCGUCUUCAGCAAUACAAGCAACCUACUGCUAUUCAAGCUCAAUCUUGGCCAAUAGCUCUUAGUGGUCGGGACUUAGUUGGAAUUGCCCAGACUGGUUCUGGAAAAACUCUAGCUUACAUUUUACCAGCUAUUGUACAUAUCAAUCAUCAACCACCAUUAGAACGAGGAGAUGGUCCAAUUGCCUUGGUAUUAGCUCCAACAAGAGAACUAGCCCAACAAAUCCAGCAAGUUGCAAUUGAUUUUGGACAAACCUCUCGUGUUAGAAAUACCUGUGUUUUUGGAGGUGCCCCUAAAGGGCCACAAAUCAGAGAUUUAGAAAGAGGGGCUGAGAUAUGUGUAGCUACCCCGGGUCGCCUUAUAGACUUUUUAGAAGCAGGGGUGACUAAUCUACGUCGUUGUACAUAUCUUGUUUUAGAUGAAGCUGAUCGGAUGUUAGACAUGGGCUUUGAGCCGCAAAUUAGGAAAAUUUUAGAGCAGAUUAGACCUGAUCGCCAAACACUUAUGUGGAGUGCUACUUGGCCUAAAGAAGUUAGAGCAUUGGCUGAAGAUUUCUUAAAAGAAUAUGUUCAGAUUAAUAUCGGAGCCCUACAGUUAUGUGCAAAUCAUAACAUUACUCAAAUAAUAGAUGUCUGUGAAGAAAGUGAAAAAGAAGCAAAAUGCUUCAAGCUGUUAGAAGAAAUCAUGACAGAAAAAGAUAAUAAGACAAUUAUUUUUGCUGAAACUAAAAGAAAAGUAGAUGAUUUAACCAGAAGAAUGCGCAGAGAUGGGUGGCCCGCCAUGUGUAUUCAUGGAGAUAAAUCCCAACCUGAACGAGAUUGGGUUUUGAAUGAAUUCAGAACUGGCAGAUCUCCUAUUUUGGUUGCCACUGAUGUUGCAGCACGUGGAUUGGACGUUGACGAUAUAAAGUUUGUUAUCAACUUUGACUACCCGAAUUGCUCUGAAGAUUAUGUUCAUCGAAUUGGUCGUACGGCUCGUAGCAAUAAAAGUGGCACGGCAUACACUUUCUUUACAACGAGUAAUAUGAAGCAGGCAAAUGACUUGAUAAGUGUUCUCAAAGAAGCGAACCAAGUUGUGAAUCCCCAACUCUAUGAAAUAGCUGACAUGGGUAGAGGUGGAGGUGGCAGAAUGAGAAGUCGAAACAUGCGUGGCGGACGAGGUGACAUGCGUGGUGGUAUGGGACGAGGUGACAUGCGAGGAGGUGGUGCAAGAAGAAAUGAUAUGCGUGGUGGUGCUGUUGUAAGGCAUGACAUGCGUGGUGGUGCUGUUGGACGACAUGACAUGCGUGGUGGCCGUGGGGAAGAACCCAGAGCUGGUCGUCCUCAAGGAAAGGAAGGAUUUGGCCCUCCCCGAAAUGACAGAGGUCGAACUGAUGAUAGGGCCAGAAAUAUGGGUGGUCGACCAGAACGUGGACCUCCUCCAGAUCAGUAUGGGGCUGACCGUCAGCCUCCUCAUUAUGGUAGAGAUGGACCUGCUGGAAAUUUUGGUAGAGAUAAUCAAGGAGGAGGCUAUGGACGUAAUCAACAAUCUGGAUUUAAUGGUAACCAAGGUGUAGGUUACAAUAGUGAAAGUGCAGGUUAUGGACGAGGAGGACCACCAAAUGGUAGUUAUGGAAAAGAUAACCAAGGUUAUAACCAAGCUCCACGUGGAGGACUUUUAAAUACUCCUCAGGGAGGAGGUGGAGCUUAUCCUCCUCAAGAUAGGACACAUACUGAUGCACGUUAUAAUACACGAUCUCAGCCUGGAGGCCCUUCUAGAGGCAAUCCAAGAUCUGAAAUCCAUGUACCUCAUGGGAGGAAUCAAGGUCCUCCCACAAAUCAAAGUAUGAAUGGUCAGUAUAUGAAUGGACCACAAAUGAAUGGAGCUGAUCGCCACACAAACAGAGGCAAUCAAGACAUGAGUAUGUCUCAUGAUUCCCAUCAUAGAGGACCCCCUCCCCGUCGCUACCAGGAUCCUAACCUCAUGAAUGGCCCUCAAGGAAAUCAACAUAUGAAUGGUCCUCCAAAUCCUUCUCCUAAUAGCCAGCAAAGAAGUAGACCAAUGUCUCAUGCACAAACCAUGCAAUCAUUAUUUCAGCCUCCACCACCCCCACCUCCAGGUCCGGGACCAAAAACAUUGAUGGGGCCACCACCUACCCAAAUGAACAAAUAUUAUUAAAAUAAGAACUUGAUUUCAAUUCAUCUAUAAUCUCCAGAUGGGAUUAUGUGUUUUGCUCCCAAAGCUUUCUUAAUGUAAAUAGAUCAUAUUUAUUUUUUAUUAAAUUAAUUUAAACUCUU
This is a messenger RNA of Parasteatoda tepidariorum (common house spider), 2912 nucleotides long. RefSeq lists its product as uncharacterized. Gene Ontology annotation, molecular function: ATP binding; RNA helicase activity; nucleic acid binding. NCBI's taxonomy places the organism in Eukaryota, Metazoa, Arthropoda, Arachnida, Araneae, Theridiidae. The record is from RefSeq and is a predicted model, not a curated record.